This is a messenger RNA of Spirometra erinaceieuropaei, 2214 nucleotides long. Lineage: Eukaryota; Metazoa; Platyhelminthes; Cestoda; Diphyllobothriidea; Diphyllobothriidae. The record is from the annotation of a GenBank genome assembly.
AUGAUUAUGGGCGACUUUAACGCUCCGAAUAUCGACUGGAAUCUGACUUCCGCUCCGGGCUCAGAAUUUAACUUUGAUCGCCGCCUCCUAAAAUCUGUGCAAAGAUCGCAUCUUACACAACACGUCUUAUCCCCAACCAGACUACGUGAAGGACAACUAGCCAACUGCUUAGACCUUGUAUUGACAAAGGCACCGGAAAGCGUUGAUGUUGUAAACUGUCUACCCCCUCUCGGAAAAAGCGACCAUGUAGUCCUACAGUGGGAGUAUUCUCUCUUCUCUGUACCCGAUCAAAGCAUCGUGAUUAGACGCAACAUAUGGCGUGGUGACUUCAACCAAAUGCGUCUCGACAUGCGUCGUAGAGACUGGAAAGCAGCAUUUACGGGGUGUGUCCUCAAGGACUGGCUAGAACUUAAGGCCAUACUGAAUGAACUUAUCACCAGAUACUACCCUAUGUCGAAAAAUAAAAUCACCAGCAGGCCCCGAUGGCUUAAGGGUUCACUAAAAGUUGAAGUAAACCGUAAGCAAAAGCUGUGGAAAGCAUAUCUUAGGGACAAGACAACUGAAUCCAGAAAUAGGUACAAGGCUCAGCGGAAUAGGGUAAAGUGCCUUGUUUACAAAGCCCGCCAAGACUUCGAGGGUAACCUUUUAAACUGUGCAGGAGAAAACCCAAAGCUUUUCUUCAACUACAUAAGACAAGGUACUCGCAACAGGGAUCCCAUCCCUAUGCUAAAAACUGAUGAUGGCGUUGAACUUUACAAGGACGACGAAAAGGCUGAGCAUCUGUCCAGGUUCUUUCAGUCGGUUUUUACGAGAGAAGUCGCUGUACCCACUGAUCACUGUAAUGUGGACAAUGUCCCGACAAUUGAAUCAGUGGUUCUCACAAAACCUAUUGUUCAACAGGAAUUACUGAAGCUAAAAGAAGGGACAUCGCCCGGUCCUGACGAAAUACCGGCAAAGUUGUUGAAGGAAUUAGCCACAGAAUUGGCAGAACCUCUGAGCCUCCUCUUCCAAGCCUCUCUUGAUGCAGGCAGACUGCCUCCUGAGUGGAAGACUGCGUGGAUUUCACCGAUUCAUAAAAAUGGCAGUCGCGCUUCCGCAAACAACUACCGACCAGUAAGCCUCACCUCCAUAUGCUGCAAAGUUAUGGAGCGAAUUAUCAAACGCGAACUGAUGCGGUUUUUAGAGCAAAAUCAUCUUCUGUGCGAUGCACAGCACGGUUUCCGCAGAGGGAGGUCCUGCUUGACCAAUCUACUCUACUGUCUUGAACAGUGGACCCGAGCGAUUGAUGAAGGAAACGUUGCGCAUGUGGCCUACAUAGACUUCAAAAAGGCCUUUGACAGCGUGCCACACCAACGUCUCCUAUACAAGCUCAGCCGCAUAGGGGUAAGAGGCAAGCUUUUGAAGUGGAUUGAAAACUUUUUGGUUGUUCGGUCCCAGACUGUUCGUCUUAGUGGCCAGCACUCGGCAGAGGUGACGGUUACGAGCGGAGUACCUCAGGGCUCCGUUCUUGGCCCUAUCCUCUUCCUCAUCUAUAUUGAUGACUGUAUCCAUGGAUUGGACUGCAAAAUUGCCAUGUUUGCUGACGAUAUAAAGCUUUGGAUUGUCAUCCGCAACGAGGACGAUGAAGCAAAUUUCCAGGCAAACUUAGACCGACUCGAAAAAUGGUCAGGCUACUGGCUCCUCCCAUUUAAUGUUACCAAAUGCAACAUUCUGAGGAUUGGCAGAACCAGCUCUGCGCACCGGCAGACGUACUAUCUAAAUGACACACCGCUGCCAUUGGUAGAGGUUCAGAAAGACCUAGGGGUGUGGAUAACAUCUUCACUAAAGCCAUCAUUCCACUGUUUGAAAGCAGCGAAAUCCGCAAUGUCCAGCUUAUAUCUCAUUAAGCGGGCAUUUGCCAAGUUCGAUGAAGAGUGCUUUCGCAAGGUCUUCGGGAUGUUUGUGCGCCCACAGUUAGAAUUUGCCAUUCAGGCCUGGAGACCCUGGACUGUUAAGGAUCGUACCACCCUCGAAAAAAUCCAACGACGGGCAACCAAGCUUGUCAGAGGUCAUAAAAACCUACCUAACGAAACCAGACUUUCAAAUCUUAACCUCUUUCCCCUGGACUACAGACAACUCCGUGGCGACUUACUUCAAAGUUUAGAAUGUUACGGGGUCAGGACUGCUGCCUCGCAUCCGGCGACUUCUUUGAGCUGGCCACCACUACUAGCUUGA